This is a messenger RNA of Dioscorea cayenensis subsp. rotundata (Guinea yam), 715 nucleotides long. Its product is annotated as putative invertase inhibitor. Gene Ontology annotation, molecular function: enzyme inhibitor activity. The coding region runs from base 61 to 606 and encodes 181 amino acids. The record is from RefSeq and is a predicted model, not a curated record. The transcript has a single exon. NCBI's taxonomy places the organism in Eukaryota, Viridiplantae, Streptophyta, Magnoliopsida, Dioscoreales, Dioscoreaceae.
UGGUCUUUGGACAAAACCACAAAGAAGAAAGUUGUGAAGGAAAACAGAAAGAAAGCAUCAAUGAAGCUAAUCUACUGCUCCAUUCUCUGCAUCUUGCUAUCAAGCAUCCUCCAACGACACUUAACCGCUGAUGUUGCCUCUGUCGAGGGGACAUGCAAGGCGGCAGCAGCGAGGAACCGGGCUGUGAACUAUGACUUCUGUGUCACACACUUUCUAAGGCACCCAUGGAGUGGAGACGUUGACGAGCGCGGCCUCGCUAACAUCGCUGGCACCUUGGCAAUUGACGCAGCCUACAAUGGUCAGAGCACAAUCCAGUCUCUUCUCCAGAAGAAACCAGUGGACUCAGCCACUGUUUCAGGCUUGCAACAUUGCAAGGCCCUGUACAAUAAAAUGCUAUUCACUCUAGCUGAUGCUGUUGACAAUAUAAAUAGUAGGCAGGAUGAGGUGGCAAAGAACUGCCUUACGAUGGCCAUCAGUCAAGCUAAAAGUUGUGAGCAGGGAUUCAUAGAGGCAAGGAAGAAAUCACCCUUAACUCAAGAGAAUACAGAAGCUAUAGGGUUGUCUACUGUUGCUAUGACCAUACUAGACCUUCUGAAACAUAACUGAGAUGUAUUUGUAUCUUCAAAAUGUUGGUGUUUGUACUAAUAAUGCUAUAAUGGCUUAACUUCUAUUAACUUCUACUAUUGUUCUAUAAAAUGACUGAAAUUCUCAGAGA